AUGGUGCGAGUAUUACUAGCACUUGCAGCGAGCAAAUCUUGGAAGUUGUGGCAGAUGGAUGUGAAGAAUGCCUUUCUACAUGGAGAAAUUGAUCAAGAUAUCUACAUGGAGCAGCCAAGUGGUUUCCAGAGUAAAAGGCAUCAAGAUUACGAAGGUAAACUAGCAAUAGUGCUAGUAUACGUGGAUGACUUAAUCAUCACUGGAGAUAAUGACAGUGAGAUUGAAAGGACAAGAGAGAACUUGUUUGUGCGAUUCCAAAUGAAGGAACUUGGAGAACUAAAGCAUUUUAUUGGGUUAGAGAUUGACCAAAGCAACAAAGGCAGAUUCCUCUGUCAGCAGAAGUAUGCCAAAGACCUAUUAAAGAAAUAUGGGAUGCUUGAAUGCAAGCCAAUUGCCAAACCUAUAGAGGUUAACGCCAGACUAUGUUCGGAAGAAGGAAAAGACUUGGAAGAUGUAACUAUGUACCAACAAAUAGUUGGUAUUCUAAUCUACUUUACAUUAUCACGACCAGAUAUAGCUUAUGCAGUUGGUGUGGUUAGCCGGUUCAUACAAAUACCAAAGAAGCCGCAACUUGAAGCAGUAUGUCAAAUACUGAGGUAUGUGAAGGGUACGAUAGACCUUGGUCUAUUAUAUAAGAAAAGUGGAGUAUGCAAGAUAGUUGGGUACUGCGAUGCUGACUAUGGUGGUGAUCAUGAUACACGACGAUCAACUACUGGAUACGUAUUCAACCUUGGCUCAGGAGCAAUCUCUUGGUGUAGCAAGAGACAACCUACAGUAUCUUUAUCAACCACGGAGGCUGAAUACAGAGCAAUGGCGAUGGCAGCACAAGAAAGCACAUGGCUUAUACAUUUAAUGAGGGAUCUUCAUCAACUAGAUGAUUAUCCAAUGAUAUUGCGCCGCGACAAUCUAUCAGCAUUCUGCUUGGCUGAGAAUCCAGUGUUUCAUGCCAGGACUAAGUAUGUGGAGGUACACUAUCACUUCGUGAGAGAGAAGGUACUUCAAGAAGAAAUCGAGAUGAGUCAUGUGAAGACCGAUGAUCAAGUUGCAGACAUACUCACAAAAGGACUUAGCAAUACUAAGUUCACCGAAUUCAAAAAACAACUUGGCAUGAUGACCAAGGCAGAAUUGUGA
Magnolia sinica is the source of this 1131-nucleotide messenger RNA. RefSeq lists its product as uncharacterized. The transcript is spliced from 2 exons. The coding region runs from base 1 to 1131 and encodes 376 amino acids. The record is from RefSeq and is a predicted model, not a curated record. Lineage: Eukaryota; Viridiplantae; Streptophyta; Magnoliopsida; Magnoliales; Magnoliaceae.